AUGCAUUUUUUCUUGAAUUUGGAAUCCAUGGUGUUUUUGAAGCGAAACAAGAACUGGAUGUCAAAGUCUGUUAUACCAGAUAGCAUGCAAUCACUUGCAGGCCACAGAGAUUCAUCAUCUACGCACCACAUCGAGCAAUUAAUCGAUCAAGUGCGUGAAGCUCGGGCACGGCGUGAACAGCUGAAGAAGGAAAUCUCUUCCAAAGGAAAGGAGCGAAAGCGCCUCAUCGAUUGGGGAGAUCACUUCCAGCCUCGAUCUUUCAUCGAUCUUCUCUCAGAUGGACUUGCAAACCGAGUCUUUAUGAAGUGGCUGACGCAGUGGAAGCCUCUUCUCUUUCAUACUUCGCCCAAUCCAAGCACGGCAGAAGUCGAUUCGCUUCCUUUUGUCGCCUUCUCUCCGCUCAUUCCAUAUAGUUCUGCCCCGAGUGUCACAAAGGAGGAUUCCACGCCGCUUCCUGUCGCUCCCAGCCCCCUCUUCGUCCCGUCUAUCGCCCAGAUCUUCCCUCGCCGCUCCCUCAGCGCCCACUCAAUCCGCUCUAUGACCCACAGGCAGGCGUUCGAUGCGUCUGCGACUUGCUGCGGGAAAUCGACGUUGGUGCACAUCGCCGCGAAUGCGCAGAAGCUUCGCGUCGUCGCAUUGAUGGGGGAAACCAAUGGAACGCCGCUUCAACGAACGCUGGAGCAAAUCGAAACGGUGAUGCAGGUUCGAGGCGUUUCGUUCGGAAAAGAGAAACCGCCGCUGCUUUUAUUGGACAACUUUGAUAGUUCGUUCAGCCAAUCGGAGCGCAAAGCGAUUGUUAAACUGCUGCUCAAGUUGUACAAUGAAGCGCUUCACGAUCCUUCAAAGCAACUCGUUCCUGUAGUGAUCACGUGCGUGGAUGCAGUAGCGUUUUGA
Blastocystis hominis is the source of this 894-nucleotide messenger RNA. RefSeq lists its product as hypothetical. NCBI's taxonomy places the organism in Eukaryota, Bigyra, Opalinata, Blastocystidae. The record is from RefSeq and is a predicted model, not a curated record.